CAAGCAUGGAGCGAAAGAAUAGAAAUAAGGUCAAAGUCUCAGUUUGGGAUGUCUUCGUCACUGGCCGUACUGCGCGAAGCCUGAACAGGCCCAAAGUGGUCUAUGUUCCGGUAGGUUGUCAUCCUAAAAACUUCAACCAAACAUUACCUGCCCAGAAACAUAACUUGCGACUUUAUAUUCGCUACAGUAUUGCAUAAUAAUGACCAUCAUUUAUAGCAGUAUCAACCGGUUGUGGCCAUGCCACAGGGGUUUGUGCCUCUAGUCGCAGCUCCACCUCCUCCAGUUGGAGUAGCUCAGCCUCCUCUAUUUCCCACAGAAUUCGCUCCUUACGGGCUCCCAAUACCAGAAGAAGCAAAUCCUGUAGAACACAAAACGGAAACAUUGCCAGAGAGUGAAGCAAAACCGGAGGCUCCGAAGACUGAGCAGGCAAAGGCGGAUGGGGCAAAAGAAGAGGCCACAAAAGAAGCAGCCGCGACAACAAAUACAGUCUCCUGGGACGGGGAGAAAGAUGCACAGCUUCUCAAAUAUAAAGAUGACAAUCGGAGUUGGAAGCAAAUAAGCGCGUUAUUGGAUAUUAGUGUCAGUGAGCUGCGGCGAAGGUUUAAAGAGUUGAAGCAGCAGCAGCAGGGAGGAACAGAAACAAAUCCCGAUGCUUCGAAGCAAGCUUCCUCGAGCGCAGAGGAAGCAAAGCCAUCCGGCGAGCCGGAGCAAAAGGAAGCACCUCCUAUUCAGCAGCAGGCUACGGCCGUUCCCGGGAUUGACCGGUACAUCUAUCUCGCUGAAGAUGACAUAUUCUCCAUAGAGGAAACCCUCCUACUUCUCAAAAUUGCUCAACAAUAUGACGAGGAUAAGUGGCUGACGGUUUCAUCACGAUUUUAUGAUCAUACGGGACGGAGGGUUCAUCCUGAUGACGUGCGUGCAAAGAUUGGCUAGACAUUCAAAUGUUUCCGUUAUGUUCUGCAAAGCAACAAAACGGAUGACCAAGCAGAGAAGUAUCUCAACAAGCACCAGAACGAGAUUUUCUGGGACUAAUUCUGAUAAUUCUGUCGAGCUGUUCUUGCUUUUUCCUCCUUGAUAGAGUGCGCAGAAAAAAGAAAAGAAAAGGAUAGAAGUAAAAAUCAUAACAACCUAGUCCAAAAAAGCAAUAGAUAGGCAAA
Molecule: messenger RNA, 1157 nt
Organism: Xylona heveae TC161
Lineage: Eukaryota; Fungi; Ascomycota; Xylonomycetes; Xylonales; Xylonaceae
Exons: 2
Coding region: 238-933 (231 amino acids)
Source: RefSeq, a predicted model, not a curated record